Molecule: messenger RNA, 513 nt
Organism: Apiotrichum porosum
Lineage: Eukaryota; Fungi; Basidiomycota; Tremellomycetes; Trichosporonales; Trichosporonaceae
Exons: 3
Coding region: 1-513 (170 amino acids)
Source: RefSeq, a predicted model, not a curated record
AUGUCCACCUCCGCCAACCCCGCGUUUGCAAGCCUGUCGCCUGCCGUCCAGGUCAACCUCCAUGUCUCCCUCAAGAUUGCCCAGACAAUGGGUAUGAUCGUGCCCCCGCUCUACCUGGUCGCCUGCCUCGCCCGCCACAGGCCCCUGACCGUCCGCGGCCUCAUGAAGACGUCCACCAACAGCACGGUCAUUGGCGGCAUUGUCGGUUAUGGUAUUGGCGCUGGCUAUCUCAGGAAUGAGCCCGAGGAGAAGCUCGUCGACCGAGUCGUCCGCCUUAAGCACAACGCGGGUCAAGUGCGUACGGACGACUAUUCAAUCAUUGGCGCCGCCGUGGGCGGCCUGCUCUCGCCAGCAAUCUUCCUCCACCGUGCCCCGAUGGUUCUCCUCGUGUCGGGCGGUGCCGGUAUCGGACUGGGCGCCGGAGUCUGGGUCCACCUCUUCCAGUCCCUUACCAAGGGCGAGGACAUCAAGCCCGAAGCGAUGGUGGAUGAGAUCACGAACAAUAAGCCCUAA